Messenger RNA from Tripterygium wilfordii, 1311 nucleotides. Its product is annotated as ATP-dependent Clp protease proteolytic subunit 3, chloroplastic. The transcript has 5 exons. Gene Ontology annotation, biological process: protein quality control for misfolded or incompletely synthesized proteins. Gene Ontology annotation, cellular component: endopeptidase Clp complex. NCBI's taxonomy places the organism in Eukaryota, Viridiplantae, Streptophyta, Magnoliopsida, Celastrales, Celastraceae. The coding region runs from base 129 to 1088 and encodes 319 amino acids. Gene Ontology annotation, molecular function: ATP-dependent peptidase activity; ATPase binding; serine-type endopeptidase activity. The record is from RefSeq and is a predicted model, not a curated record.
CCGCCCACCAAUCUGCAUUAGGUUCUUCUUUCUUGGGUUCAACAUCGAACAGCCAAGCCAACAAAAGGCUUUCGCCAUCCAUCGAAGUGAGGUGUGAGGACAAUCAACCACAGAGAGCAAGAGAUAGAAUGGCAGAGAUAAGUUUAUCUUCGUAUUCAAGCCCUAUGUACUUCUCCAAUCAAGGCCGUGUACAUAAUCAGUUCCUGAUUCCAUGCAAUACUAGUAGAAGAAGGACGAAACCCAUCUCGAUUAAGGCCUUGAAGAGCUCACCCACUUCAAGAGGACAAGUUUUGUCCAGCAAUUGGGAUGUUUCCGGGUAUUCUCCUUCUCCAUUGCUCCCUAAAUUUGAGGAGCUCGACACCACCAAUAUGCUUCUGCGUCAGAGAAUUGUUUUCUUGGGCUCUCAGGUGGAUGACAUGACAGCAGAUUUUAUCAUAAGUCAGCUCUUAUUUCUUGAUGCAGAAGACUCAAAAAAAGACAUUAGGUUAUUUAUCAAUUCGCCUGGUGGUUCUGUUACAGCUGGUAUGGGAAUAUAUGAUGCAAUGAAGUUGUGUAAGGCUGAUGUUUCUACUGUGUGCUUCGGCCUUGCUGCAUCCAUGGGUGCGUUUCUCCUUACUUCUGGUACCAAAGGGAAGCGAUUUUGCAUGCCCAAUGCGAAAGUGAUGAUCCAUCAACCUCUUGGAACUGCUGGAGGCAAAGCAACAGAGAUGAGUAUUCGGAUACGAGAGAUGGUGUACCAAAAGGUAAAAAUUAACAAGAUUAUGUCAAGAACUACUGGGAAGCCCGAACAGCAGAUUGAAAUAGACACUGACCGAGAUAAUUUCAUGAAUGCUUGGGAGGCUAAGGAAUAUGGGUUAAUCGAUGAGGUUAUAGAUGAUGGCAAACCAGGAUUGGUUGCGCCGCUUGCAGAUUUUUCACCUCCACCCAAAACUCGUGUCUGGGAUAUGUGGAAUGUUGAAGGGACCAAGAAAGCUGUGAAGAAUUUGCCUUCAGAGCAUAGAAUCUUACAAAAUGGAUAUCCAGAUGGUAAAGGACGUGAAGAUGAUAGCAGUGCAGAUCAGAAAGAUGAAGCUUCUGCCCCUGUAUGAGUUGGAGACAUAUCAUGGACUUGUUCUUCAUUCAACUUGUGCGCAUAAGUAGUUGAUGGUGUAAAAGAUCUUAAAGUGGGUUUCAGUUGGUAAAAGAAACUGAAAUGGGAAAAGAAUUUUUUUACUUUUACUUUGGAAGAUAUUUAUGUGUUCUAAUUUCUUCUACCAGAUAAUAUAAUAUCCCUACAAUCAAUCUUGAAGUUUAUAAGGAGACAAUUAAACU